This is a messenger RNA of Lolium rigidum, 2142 nucleotides long. RefSeq names its product ALBINO3-like protein 2, chloroplastic. Gene Ontology annotation, biological process: protein insertion into mitochondrial inner membrane from matrix; mitochondrial respiratory chain complex IV assembly. The record is from RefSeq and is a predicted model, not a curated record. Gene Ontology annotation, molecular function: membrane insertase activity; protein binding. The transcript is spliced from 15 exons. Bases 1 to 1815 code for a protein of 604 amino acids. Gene Ontology annotation, cellular component: mitochondrial inner membrane. NCBI's taxonomy places the organism in Eukaryota, Viridiplantae, Streptophyta, Magnoliopsida, Poales, Poaceae.
AUGGCGCACCCGCUGCGCCUUCUCGGCCGCAUGGCCGGCGGCGGCGGCCGCCGGGGCCGCCUCCCACCUCCUCUCGCAGCCCUCGCCCACCUCUCCGCCUCGCCGCACCGGAGCCCCGACCGGCAGCUCCCGUCACCUGCUCCCCCGCUCCCUUCACGCCCUCGCUUUCUCCCUUUCGCCGUGCCCGCGCGAAGCUUCUCCUGGUACUCCCGCUCCCCAUCCGUCCCCGCCGCCGGCGCAGUCGCUGCGGAGGCUCCGGUUGGCGAGGGCGCAGGGGUCGAGACGAAAGGCAUCUACUUGGAUGAUGCGAGUACCAUCGAUUACGGGGAGGUGCUCCCCGGCGCGGCAGGCGGUGCGGCGGAUGCUGCCGCGGGAGUGGCCGUCGGUAGCGAUGGAAGCGGCAUCUCCGGUUUCUGUAUGGGCACGGUAGUCGACGCCAUCGACGGGUUCCAUAGUCUCACCGGACUACCAUGGUGGAUAACAAUCUCGGUCUCAACUGUGGCCAUGCGACUUGUGAUACUCCCUGCUCUGGUAUUACAACUUCACAAGACUGCUAAAAUUGGCCAACUAUUUCGGAAAUUGCCCCCUCCAUUCCCACCCCCUCUAUCAGGAAGGAGUUAUCGUGACCAGUACUCUCUUUUCCAGAAGAAAAGGCGAGAACUCGGUUGCCCCUCCUUUCUUUGGAAUUUCGCCUACUUUUCAGUUCAGCUCCCUUGCUUUAUAUUGUGGAUGGCAAGCAUCCGGAGUAUGUGCCUGAGUAAUCACCCUGGAUUGGAUAAUGGCGGUAUUCUGUGGUUUCAUGACUUGACUGAGUUUCCACAUGGUGCUUUAGGUCCUGUUUUUCCUAUCUUAGUUGCUGGACUCCAUUAUUUGAAUAUUCAGAUAUCCUUCCAGAAAAGCCAUACCAAGGAGUUGCCUGGAGUUUUAGGCGUACUAGCAAAGUACUACAAGAUAUACCUUGAUAUUCUGUCUAUUCCUUUGUUACUUAUCGCGUAUGUGGUCCCUCAGGGAAGCCUGAUCUACUGGACUACCAAUGGUUUAUUUAGUGUAGCUCAGCAAUUGUCCCUCAGAAAUGAUGUUAUCCGCAAGAUGUUGGGAUUGCCUGAUAUUGGAGCUCACUCUGGUAAUGCAUCACCAAAAUCUGUUCUUGAGGGUCAGAAGGCGAUGCAGCAAUGGCCCCUUGGAGGUACUCCUGUGCAAUCAAAAUUGGGAUCAUCUGAUAACGAGACUCCAAAGUUUAUGUUUGAGAAUAGUACGAUAAUGGAAGAAAAUGUAUCCGAGUCCAGUUCACCUGAGGAGCUUCUUCAACAAGCAUUACAAUAUUUGCAAACUGGCUGUCAAGAUCAAGCUAUUCCACUUAUCAAAACAGCGAUAGAGAAAAACCCAGAUCUGUUUGACUGUUUGAUUGGAAUGGGGCAGAUGUUGUUCCAAAAUAAGUUGUUUGCUGAAUCCGCAGUUUGUUAUGACCAUGCUAUACCAAUGAUUAAAGAACAGGAUCCUCUUCUUAUACUUGCAUACUUUGGUGCUGGUCUUUCACGACAACAGCAGGGCGAUAAUGAGACGGCAAUCAAACUCCUGCAAAGAAUAGCGGAACUCAAGGAGCCAGAGAAGAACAAGCAAUGCUAUUUCCAAGGCUUUAUUGUUCUAGCAAGUAUACUACUGAAUGAAGGUCGUAAUUCUGAGGCUGCGAAAUACCUGCGACUAGCUAUGGCUUAUGAUCCUACUGCCGAGAGACUUCUGAAGGAAUGUGAAGACUCAAUGGAAGACCAACCAAGCCAGCAGAAUAUUGAGCCACCAGACCAGAAAAGCCAAUAAGACAGGCAGAACAGGGACAUGAUAUUGCUUUCUUUUUUUCAACAUCAGCACAAGGUUUUCUUGGCAGUUUAAUCGCGAUCUGCUAUAUUUCCUAGUCGGGAAGCUUAGUUCAUCCUUGGAGAUUCUAAAAUAUACGUCAGUUUUUUUUUAAUCAGAUAGGGGCAGUGACCUAAUAUAUGAAUCCAUUGGAAGUCGAGGCAUAUAGGCCUAGGCGGCACAGAUGUUAGCUCAUUGAUGUAUUGUUAUUUUACCAUUACGGUGUUAAUCGAAGUAUCUAACAGCAGCAAGUAUGGUUUGAUCAAAUUAAUUCAUAAAUUUUCAUGUUGA